GAUAAGUGCAGUAAAAAAAAUGGCGCUUGUGUAUGUUGACAGUGACCCAUGGUUAACUGAGUAUGAUGCCUGCGAAAAAUUACUUCGAGAAAUAAAAGAGAAAAUAGCAGCAAGAAAUCUACAGCCAAAAACUUCGCAAGAAUAUGGAAGUUUAUCAUCUUCCAUUCGAAUGCGUAUGAAGCAAUACGAAGUGGAAGUUAAGCAACUCAGGAAUAAAUUAGCCAGUCUCUCAGCUUCGCAAACUAUCACAUCCCAAGAAGCAGAGCGGAGAAUGCGUCAGGUCGAACAACUGGAAAGCCAACAAAUACAAAUUCAGAGGCUGUUUAUAGACAGGGAGCCAGGGAGCAGCCUGAUGCAGAGGCCGGGGCGGGUGUUUGCGGACGUGGGGUCGACCGGUUGGGGCCUGGACCAUGUGGACGAGGAUGAGCGCACUCAGUCGGAGCAGCACAUGAGCGUCGACCAGCUGCAGCAACAGCAGCGCAGGCUGCUGCAAGACCAAGAGCAGGGUCUGGAAGUUCUGUCAUCUGUGAUAUCGAGACAGAAAGAAAUAGCUCAGACUAUUGGCAAUGAAGUAGACCUUCAGAACGAGAUUAUUGAUGAUCUGGCUGAGUAUAUUGAUCGCACAGACACCAGGCUUUUGGAUGAGACACAGCAGAUCAAAAUUAUUGACAGAAAGGAUCGCACAUGCUGGUACUGGGUGGUGAUAAUCGUGCUAUUUGUCUCCAUCGUAAUAGUUGCAAUAGUGUGAAGGAAUACUCAGUACUUUUCUGCAUAUGGCAGGCACUGUGUACACAUAAAAUAUGCAAACUACUGUUGGUGAGAGUAACUAGUGUUCGCCUCGUGUAUAAAACUGACAUGAAUGUUAAUGUGUUACCUAGGCCAGCAUUACGUGAAAGCCCUUUAUGUUCCAAUGGCAAAUAUGAUUGAGUAUUAGCAGGUUGUUGGUUGCUAUGCUGGUAAAUGUUCAGUUUUGCUGUUGGUGCUAUGUUACAUCAUGGAAAUUUGUAUAGUUACUAACUGCAAUUUCUUGAUUUGUGAAUUUGUUAAUGUGAGCAUGAUUGUGUUAAUAUUUUGUAUCAAUAAAUAUUAUUUUCUUAUAAUUUGGUGUUACAGUAA
Bacillus rossius redtenbacheri is the source of this 1116-nucleotide messenger RNA. Its product is annotated as syntaxin-8. Gene Ontology annotation, cellular component: endomembrane system; SNARE complex; membrane. NCBI's taxonomy places the organism in Eukaryota, Metazoa, Arthropoda, Insecta, Phasmatodea, Bacillidae. The transcript is spliced from 7 exons. Bases 20 to 748 code for a protein of 242 amino acids. Gene Ontology annotation, biological process: intracellular protein transport; vesicle fusion. The record is from RefSeq and is a predicted model, not a curated record. Gene Ontology annotation, molecular function: SNAP receptor activity; SNARE binding.